ACGCUACUUCCUCCUUCUUCGUCCGUUUCUUUCGUCGUUCCCCUGCCCUGCGAUUCGUCGUUCCUGCACGUCGCCGUCAACCAGCAGCCGCACGUCGCCCGGAGCACCGCCGAGCUCCGUCUCCGACAGCCGCCCUCCCCUCUUCCCCGGUCGCGCAGCAGGCGUCGCCGAACAAGGGCAGCGGCGACUCCUCUCCCUUCACACCCGAUUCCAAUUAUUCAAUUCGAGGUAGGGAUAUAAGGUCAGCCCAGAGGACGUUGAUACGUGAUGCAGUGGAUGAUAUCACUAUUUUUAAUUAUGGACAUUUAAUUACUUCAUUAUUAAAUAUUUGAAUUAAACAUUGCUUCGUACUUUACACAACGGAUAAAUUAGAACCGGUGUCUAAUCUCUGGGGUAAAAUGCGGGCAUAAAAAUUUUUGGAACCGCGCCCUAAAAAUUUUAGUAACACACAACUUACACCGGAUAAGAAAAUACCCGCUGCCUUUUUUCUACUCACAUCUAUCCAACUCUCCUUUUUCUUCCCGAUCAGAUCAAAUCUGCGUUAACACCCAAAUCGGCUCCAUCUCUAGCAAUCGACGCCCCCAUCUCUACCUUCAUACGCCAUCUCUCCUCGCCAUCUAUGUCAGUCGACACCCGCAUCUAUACCUUCUGAGACCAUCUCUCCUAAUAGCUCUCAAUAAUGGAGGCAGGGGUUUCUCUCUCUAGAACCCGAUAUGAACAGUACCUCGAGACUGAGAUUCUCUCUUCCUCCAUCGAUUCAAGCUCUGCUCUUGAGAUUUUUGGAACCUUUGGAUGCACCUUCAGCUGGUGAAUCCUUAUCUGAGGUUGUUUGUGAAUUGGGUGAGGUUUGGAAGCUUCAAGCUAUGAUGUGGAGGUUGAAUUCUAGGGAAGCCUGUUACGGUUCCUACCCUGUGUUCCUGCCAUUUUUUGACUUGCUGUUCCUACUGCUGAUUUUAGGGAUGCUUAGGUUGCUUGGUUUGAAUCUCUUGCUUGCUGUUUGAGAAUGAACAGCAGCCCAAAUGCCCAUGGGAUGUGAUAAUUGUUUGGAACUGUUCUAAGUGAGUUGUAUGUUUCUCCUUUGGAAACUAAUAAGUUCUUUCCCUUUUUCCUUUUUCUUGGCAAAGAAUGCAAACAUUGCCCUUUAGUUGUGUUGGUGCAGGUUUGCAUGUUAAGGAAGCCGAAGGUUGAGGGAUGAUGUUGUAGGUCUAGGCCUUGAUCAAUCAGCAUGAAUGGGUGUUGAUGCUGCAGCACUAUGGUUGAUCAUAAAAGAUGCGAAUGCAGUGGAAAUCAACAAAUCCAGCAGUUAGUUGCAUAGAUAAAAAAUGGGGCAAGCAAGAAUGAAGAGCAAUAAUAAUUUUUACCCAAAACAUUAGUUAACAAACAAGAAGAUUGUAACUAUCUACUUUGUAUUUUUUAAAUAAAUAUGUAGUACAUUUAUUGAAUUUAGUCAAUUGGGCUUUGAAUUGAUGUUAUAGCUCAAUAAAAUGUGGAUGCAUGU
Cuscuta campestris is the source of this 1498-nucleotide messenger RNA. The record is from the annotation of a GenBank genome assembly. NCBI's taxonomy places the organism in Eukaryota, Viridiplantae, Streptophyta, Magnoliopsida, Solanales, Convolvulaceae.